GGACGACGGCGGCACACUCUGCUUCUCACUGACGCCGCCGGCCACGCCUCCGCCCGCCGCUCCGCCCGCCGCCUACGAGCUGCGGCUCCAGGCCCCCACCGCGCGCUGCAGAGCUCGCGCGGGCGGAUUCAGCGCGAUGGGGGACGACGGGGCGGAAGGGGAGGCGCCGCGCUGCGUCGGCUGCGGCCGGCGCGUGAGGACGCUCUUCGUGCAGUACUCCCCGGGCAACAUCCGUUUGAUGAAAUGCGAUGUCUGCAAGGCUGUCGCUGAUCCCUACAUCGAGUGUGAAUUCAUGAUUAUCUUGAUCGAUCUGAUUCUACACAAGACCAGGGCAUACCGACAUCUACUGUUCAAUAAGCUGCACAUUGGUUCAUCUCUUGACAAGGGAAUACUGUGCCAGUUCAUUGUGAUGCAUAUCGUUCUUGACGCUUUCAGAAUAUCAGUUUCAAAAAACAACAAAGCUGAUGGAGAUUCUUCCAGGAGCACAUUGUCCACAAUUUGCAAUUGCAGCGAGGUUCUGGGUGAUGCAUUGUUAGGAAACAUCAUAUUUACGGCCAUGUUACUCCUGGGAGUAUCGACAGAUUCUGUUAGCCAUCAUCAUUUCGAGCUAUGUCAAGUUAUUUCUUCUGACAAUGAUGGUUUGGGAGUUUCCAUCAUCUGCUAUAUUCAUCGUCGAAACAUUUGUUCUCUCAUCAAAUGUUGUAGCCCUGAGAGUGGUGACACGGUUCCCAAAAGCCCACUGCGUUGGGGUCUGCUUCAUGGCGCACGCGGCAAAGCACUUGACGGAACGGUGGCUCAUGUGGACACCAUGAACAUGAAUUUAUCAAGACUUGCCGCCGUCUUACUCCAAGUGUUCGUGCAGAGUGGAACUGGACCGUGCCGGAACUGGAAAACGGGGACCCAUCCUGCUGGCCUCUGUACUGAGGCCCUGCAGGCUGAGCGAUCGCGGUCCGGUGAGCGUACGCCUGAGAGACUGAAGAGGCAGUCUGUAGAGAUGGGCCGUCACUUUCGCCUACUUAUGGCCCAAGUAGGAGUAGCUACUUACUUGCCCUGUUCACGCCCGGAAGUGCGUCAGCCAGCUGACAGGGCCCCUCUACCUUCUGAUUCUUUCUCAGUUGUACACCCGUUGUAGAACAAAGAGCUUUUGGGUGAACGCACUUCCGAGUAGAGUUAUUACUGCGCCUUUUCCAGUAACAGGGUUUGUUUGCAGGUUUUCACUUUUCACGGACACUUCCUCUCUACUGACGAUGUGCGUUCGUAGAGUGCUGAGCCUUUUCUAGUACGCAUCUACAGGCCUCCUUUGGUUUGCAAAUUUUUUGGUAGUAUUCAUGUGGUUUAGAGCCCUUUAGUUUGCAUGAUGAAUGGAUCCGUAUUCCUAUA
Molecule: messenger RNA, 1380 nt
Organism: Hordeum vulgare subsp. vulgare (domesticated barley)
Lineage: Eukaryota; Viridiplantae; Streptophyta; Magnoliopsida; Poales; Poaceae
Product: protein ARV 2-like
Exons: 11
Coding region: 137-1132 (331 amino acids)
Biological process (GO): intracellular sterol transport; sterol metabolic process; regulation of plasma membrane sterol distribution
Cellular component (GO): cortical endoplasmic reticulum; Golgi apparatus
Source: RefSeq, a predicted model, not a curated record